Molecule: messenger RNA, 1406 nt
Organism: Coregonus clupeaformis (lake whitefish)
Lineage: Eukaryota; Metazoa; Chordata; Actinopteri; Salmoniformes; Salmonidae
Gene: mmadhca
Product: metabolism of cobalamin associated Da
Exons: 8
Coding region: 102-998 (298 amino acids)
Biological process (GO): cobalamin metabolic process
Cellular component (GO): mitochondrion
Source: RefSeq, a predicted model, not a curated record
CUCAAAUCAUGUGAACGCGCAUACGUGCGGACGUGCAGCAGCGUGAACUAUUUACAGAGUCAUCUGAUUAGGUCUAAAACUACAGAUAGAAGGCCACCAGGAUGACUAGUGUGCUGUGUGGGCGAGCCCGGCUGGUGAUAUCCCAGUCGUCAGGGCGUCAGGCCCUAGCUGCGCUCAGGGUGGGUUGGAUACGAACCUUCUCAGCUGCUGGUUCUGAUGAGCCUUAUUUUGUCGUGUCACGGGGGGACUCAGACUCAGGCCCUAGGACAGUGUGGCCUGAUGAGAACAUGGGACCAUUCGGCCCCCAGGACCAGCGGUUCCAGUUGCCAGGUAACUCAGGCUUUGACUUUCACCUGGAAGGCAUGGCAGACCAGAGGUUUAAAGGCCCAGUCCACAGGACGGUACCUGACGUUCUGACUGUUGCUACUAGCAACGAGAGACAUGAGUUUGUACUGACCCAGUUUGUUGGCGAGUUUCAGGGCAAAAGUGGUCACAUGUUAUCGAGGAGCAUCCGCAAGGCAGAGCACUACUUUGAUCACCCCAAUGUGGACUGUUCUAUACAGACCUGUCCUGAGCUGCUGAAGAAAGAGUUGGAAUCCUAUUUCCCAACGGCCCCAGACAGCGCCAUCACUGUUGUCACGGUGAAACACACGAGAUGUGAGGUGAUCGACAAAGACCGAGAACAGCUACUUCAUAAAUUUGUUAGUGGUGCUAAGGAAAUCUGCUUUGCUCUGUGGACCGCUGGCUUCUGGGCUGACUUCAUUGACCCCUCAUCAGGAUCAGCUUUCUUUGGAGCUCACUCCAACAACCCACUACUCAAAGAGGAGUGGAGGCAUCAAGGUUUCCAUAUCGAGGCCUCUGGAUCCUGCACAGUUAUCCGUCACGUCUUGAGGGGAACACCUACGUUUGUUGGAACUGUUUUUACUACCGCCCCUGCCAAUAGUCAUGUCAUGGAAAGACUUCAAGGACAUUCAAGUGCAUCUGAAGACGGGGGCUAGUUUUUUAAUAUUUAAUUAUCACAAUGUGAUGAUGAUGUAUCUCACUAUCCAAAAGACUGUUUGUGCACGGUCAUCUCUUUGUCCACUUUGGAUAGUUUGGGAGGAAAACCCUUACCCAUAAUGACGUUGUCUUCACCACACCAGCAUGGAGAGAAAGUUCUUAUGGUUUGUUGUCCAAAUGUUGUCUUCACACACACUCCCAGAUCUGUUUGUGCUGUUUUGCCAAAGUUGUCGUGAGGACACAAACAGAUCUGGGACCAGGCUAUGUAACUACGUAUUUGGAAGUAGACGGGUAGAUUGCGUACAGUACUGCUGACUCUGAUGAUAUCAUGAAUACUUGACUGAGGAAGAUCCCUUUGGCAGCUAUGUUUAACAGCUGUGAAACACCCAAUAAACCACCUAGCUACC